UCUUGCAGGAAGUAACUCAUUUGAAGUUCAUAAUUACAGUAAAUUGUAAAUUUGCUUAACCCUCCUAAUACCGUGGGGUCUAUAAUGACCCCAGGCCAUAAUUUUCUGUAAAAUAUACCUUAUUUCCUGUUCCUAAAAAUUAUGAAAAAUUUGGACUUUUCCUGAAUUAAGUAAUGGGUUCAUUAUAUAUUAAUAUAACUUUUUGAAAAUAUUUAGUUUUGCAGAAAAUCAAGAGAGAACCACUGAGUACCAAUGGGGUGAAAUGCGACCACAUUUCUCUCUUGCAGUAUUAUUACCAAAUAAUUCUGCAUUGAAUCCAUAACUGUUGCUGUAUUUCCUUUGUUUUAUUCUUGUAAAUAUUGUUGUAACAUGUGAUUGUUGCCAAUACUUUAUAAGCUGAUAGUUAUUUCUUCCAUGCAAGUGGAGACUACUAUUGUGUGUGUUACAUUUAAUGGAAAAGUUUCAUCACCUUUCCGAAGACGAAGUGCUUGAAAUAUUACUGCAGGAUAAUCCUCUAUCUGGAGAAUCAAAUAGUGAUAUCAGUGAUGUCUCAUGCAGUGAUGGAGAAAUCGACGUCUUAGAAGAGAAUAGUCCUCAAUCAGACGGAAGUUCAGAAGGAGAUUUGGACAGCACAUAUGUCCCGCCUGAACAGGAAGUAACACAUAUUUCUGACUGUUAUAUGUCUAAAAACAAAGAAGAAUUGUGGCACAAACACAAGUUGAGAAGAGCUUGUGGAAGAGAAGAGAGAUGGAACAUAAUGCGAGUAAAGCCAGGUCCAGCAAAAUUCGCAGUGAAAAAUGUAGACUCCAUAGAACCAGCUUUUCAGUCGUUUCUUAGGAGAAACAUUGGUGAUGUAAUUCUAAAUUGGACUAACAAAGAGGGUAGUCUUGUUUACGGUAGUAAAUGGAAACCAGUAGAUUCCAUUGAACUGAAGUGCUUUAUCAGUGUCUUGAUCCUAGCAGGUGCUUACAAGUCCUAUAAUGAAGCAGUUACACAUCUGUGGAACAAAGGGGAUGGUAGACCCAUUUUUAGUGAAGCAAUGAUUAGAAAUCACUUUACGCAAAUUUCAAGGUGCAUCCGAUUUGAUGAUGCAGAUGUGAGACGUCACAACCGUGCUCCUGACAAGCUGGCUCCCAUUACAUAAACAUUUGAAAUGCGGGUACACACAUUUCAAAAAGCAUAUGUUCCUCACAGCAACGUAACAAUUGAUGAAAAACUUGUGGCAUUUUGUGGUAGAUGUCCAUUUCGGCAAUAUAUUCCUUCAAAACCAGGAAAAUAUGGGUUGAAAUUAUGGGCUGUAUGUGAUAGUGCAACGUCUUACGUUCUCAAUCUCCAAGUUUACACUGGUUGACAAGUAAAUGAACCUCGUGAAGUUGAUCAAGGCAAGAGAGUUGCUUUAGAUAUGGUGAAAGGCUUAGGAAACAGUGGCAGAAAUGUAACAACUGACAAUUUUUUCACUAGCCUUAGUUUGGUGAGAGAACUUCUGAAAAUCAAUCUCACACUCUUAGGAACAAUUAGAAAAAAUAAAGGAGAGCUACCACAAGCUUUCACUCAGACCAAAGGUUGAGUCAGAUAUUCAUCUACUUUUGGAUUCCAAGAGCAUGCUUCAAUUGUUUCAUAUUGUCCAAAAAAGGGUAAAGUUGUGACUUUGCUCAGUACAAUGCAUUCAAGGAAGGAAGUGGAGGAUCAUGAAGAAUGCAAGCCAGUAAUGAUUCUGGAUUAUAAUAAAAUAAAAUCAGGAGUAGAUACCAUGGAGAAGCUGGUUAGAAUGUAAACUACAAAGAGGAUGAGCAGAAUGUGGCCAAUGGUAUUAUUUUACGACAUGAUUGAUAUCAGCGCACUGAAUGCAUUUAUCAUAGGGCUGCAUCUUACACCAGACUGGGCAGAAAGGACACACUACAAGA
Molecule: messenger RNA, 1904 nt
Organism: Schistocerca serialis cubense
Lineage: Eukaryota; Metazoa; Arthropoda; Insecta; Orthoptera; Acrididae
Exons: 2
Coding region: 452-1144 (230 amino acids)
Source: RefSeq, a predicted model, not a curated record